UCAGUUUAGUGAAGGAAAACAAAUUUUUGAAAAUGUUUUUAAAAUUUUUCUUAUUGACUACAAGUUUUACGUUUUCUUUGGCCUUAACGGAACGGGAAAUUCAUUUAGGUGGACAUCCUGCUGCCAACAGAGGAAUGAUGGGAGAUGUAGCAACCGGGAAAUAUACUCCUCCAGAAGAAAAAAAUCCUGAAUUUUGGCGUUCUUUAGCUCAACGAGAGUUGGCCAAACGUUUGGGUAGUGUACCGAACUACAAUCGGGCUAAAAAUAUUAUAUUCUUCUUAGGAGACGGUAUGUCACUAACCACAGUAACGGCGUCACGUAUACGCAAAGGUCAGUUAAAGGGCAAUACGGGAGAAGAGGAUGCUUUAAGUUUUGAAAAGUUUCCAUGGAUUGGUUUGAGUAAGACCUACUGUACUAAUUCUCAAGUGGCCGAUUCCGCCUGUACUGCCACCUCUUAUUUGUGCGGUGUAAAGGCCAACAUAAUGACAAUUGGUGUCUCAGCCAAUGUAGAUUAUAAUAAUUGUACCAUGAGUAUGGAUCCUAAAAACCAUGUCAGCUCACUAGUGGAUUGGGCCCAGAAGGCGGGUAAGUCCACAGGAUUUGUAACCACCACCACCCUUACACAUGCCAGUCCCUCAGGAACAUAUGCUCAUACGGCCAAUCGUUAUUGGGAAUCUGAUGCAGAUGUUUUGGCAGAUCAACAGGAUCCCACGACCUGUAUGGACAUGGCUCAACAGUUGAUAACACAAUCGCCUGGUCGUAAUUUAGAUGUUAUGAUGGGUGGUGGUAUGGGUAAAUUUAUACCGAAUAACGUAAAAGAUGCCCAUGGCAAUAAGGGAGAACGUAAAGAUGGUCGCCACCUAUUAAACCUUUGGAAGAAGAAUAAUCCCAAAGGAGCUUUAGUCACAAAUCGCAAACAAUUGCUAAAUUUAAAUCUCAAAAAUGUAGAUAAAAUUAUAGGAACAUUUGGUUCCCAGUUAAUGAAUUUCCAUGCCCUUGCCGAUAAUACUAAACAACCAAGAUUGGUGGAAAUGACCGAAGUUGCUCUCAAGUUCUUAAGCCAAAAAAAUCCCAAUGGUUAUGUAAUUUUUAUAGAAGGAGGUUUAAUCGAUUAUGGCAAUCAUUUCAAUAAACCUGGUCUUGCUAUAGAUGAAACUUUGGAAUUUGAAAAGGCUAUAGAAUUGGCGGUUAAUAUAACCGAUCCAAAUGAAACCCUUAUAGUGGUAACAUCAGAUCAUGCUCAUCCUUUAAGUAUAGCCGGCUAUCCUGGACGUGGUACUCCCAUUUUGGGCGUCAAUCAUCAUGGUGUUGAUAGCAAUGGCAAAAAAUAUGCCACCUUAAAUUAUGCUGUGGGACCUGAACAAUAUCGAGAUGAGGAGGGUAAAUCUUUGGAUUUAGAGGGUUUAAUUGAUGGUAGUAUAGAUUCCCCACAUCCCAGUCAAAUACCCUCCAACAUUGGCGUUCAUGGUGGCGAUGAUGUGGGUAUUUUUGCCUCUGGCCCAUAUUCCCAUUUAUUUGGUGGGGUAUUGCAACAAAAUUCUAUACCACACUUGAUGGCUUUUGCUGCUGGUAUUGGUUAUUAA
Lucilia cuprina (Australian sheep blowfly) is the source of this 1583-nucleotide messenger RNA. RefSeq names its product alkaline phosphatase-like. NCBI's taxonomy places the organism in Eukaryota, Metazoa, Arthropoda, Insecta, Diptera, Calliphoridae. Gene Ontology annotation, molecular function: alkaline phosphatase activity. The record is from RefSeq and is a predicted model, not a curated record. The transcript is spliced from 3 exons. Gene Ontology annotation, biological process: dephosphorylation. Bases 33 to 1583 code for a protein of 516 amino acids.